Lynx canadensis (Canada lynx) is the source of this 6933-nucleotide messenger RNA. It is a transcript of the gene CD93, whose product is annotated as CD93 molecule. The coding region runs from base 348 to 2294 and encodes 648 amino acids. Gene Ontology annotation, cellular component: cytoplasm. The record is from RefSeq and is a predicted model, not a curated record. Gene Ontology annotation, molecular function: calcium ion binding. Gene Ontology annotation, biological process: positive regulation of axonogenesis. The transcript has 2 exons. NCBI's taxonomy places the organism in Eukaryota, Metazoa, Chordata, Mammalia, Carnivora, Felidae.
AAGGGUGUCUCCCAGCUGCAACGGUCUGCCCCCACGCCUCUGCAUUUCCCCAGCGAUUAGCCAGGGACCCAACACAGCCGCCUGACCUCUUUUACGAACAACAAAACCGUGAUGAAGGCAACAGGAGUCAGAAAACUAUUCACUGCAGGAAGCCCCAGUAUCCGGUGAGAAAUAAGAAGUACAACAGUACAGGAUGCGCCUUGGGUCAGGGGGAUGUGAAAAGCCCUCGGUCUUUGUGUUCUUCCCUGUGCCAGAACGUCUGCGUCGGAGCCCUCAGUUCUCCUCUCAGCUCAGCUGCUGUCACUGCACGGCUGCCAGCCUCCCGCUGAAGGGGACACGGAGCCAUAAUGGCCACCUCUGCCGGUCUGCUGCUGCCGCUGCUGCUCCUGGGCCAGCCCUGGGCGGGGGCUGGAGCUCCCGGGGAAGCUGUGGUGUGCGCGGGGAAUGCCUGCUACACAGCCCACUGGGGCAAGCUGAGUGCGGCCGAGGCCCAGAGUCACUGCAGCAAGAAUGGGGGCAACCUGGCCACCGUGAAGAGUGAAGAGGAGGCUUGGCACAUCCAGCGAGCCCUGGCCCAGCUCUUGGAGUUGGAGGAGGCCCUAGAAGCUCGGAUGGGCAAGUUCUGGAUCGGGCUCCAGCGCGAAAAGGGAAAGUGCUUAGACUCCAGCUUGCCGCUGAAAGGCUUCAGCUGGGUGGGCGGCGGGGAAGACACACUUUACACCAACUGGAACAGGGAGGUCAGGAGCUCCUGCAUCUCUAGGCGCUGUGUAUCCCUGCUGCUCUAUCUGUCUCUGCCGUCUCAUGCCAGCCACCUCCCCAAAUGGUCUGAGGGCCCCUGUGGGAGCCCAAACUCUCCUGGAAGCAACAUCGAGGGCUUUGUGUGCAAGUUCAGUUUCAAAGGCAUGUGCCAGCCUCUGGCUCUGGGGGGCCCAGGCCGGGUGGAAUACAGGACCCCGUUCCAGGCCACCAGCUCCUCCCUGGACACUGUGCCCUUUGCCUCUGUGGCUAACGUGGCCUGUGGGGAUGGGGACGAGGGUCGGGAGCAUUACUUCCUGUGUAAGGAGAAGGCCUCAGAUGUGUUCGACUGGGGCAGCUCAGGCCCCCUCUGUGUUAGCCCCAAGUACGGCUGCAGCUUCAACAACGGGGGCUGCCAGCAAGACUGUUUCGAGGGUGGUGAUGGCUCCUUCCGCUGUGGCUGUCGGCCGGGAUUCCGGCUGCUGGACGACCUGGUGACCUGUGCCUCCCGGAACCCUUGCAGCUCCAGUCCCUGCAAAGGGGCAGCCACCUGUGUCCUGGGACCUCACAGGAAGAACUACACGUGCCUCUGCCCCCAAGGCUACCAGCUGGACUCAAGUCAGCAGGACUGUGUGGAUGUGGACGAGUGCCAAGACUCCCCCUGCCCACAACAGUGUGUCAACACACCUGGGGGCUUCCACUGUGAGUGCUGGGUGGGCUACGAGCCCCGUGGCCCUGGGGAGGAGGCCUGUCAGGAUGUGGACGAGUGUGCCCCUGGCCACUCGCCCUGCGCCCAGCGCUGCACUAACACAGAUGGCUCGUUCUACUGCUCCUGCAAGGAGGGCUAUGUCCUGGCUAAGGAGGAUGGCACCCAGUGCCUGGAUGUGGACGAGUGUGAGGGCCCGGAGCAUGGCCUUUGUGAGGGCUUGUGCCUCAAUACACAGGGGUCCUUCCGCUGCAGCUGCCUGCCGGGCUGGGAGCUGGGCCCGGAUGGGGUCUCGUGUACCACAGGGUCCACGUCUCUGGCACCACAGACUGGGCCUCCCCAGGGAGAGGAUAUGGGAGAUAGAGAGGGGAAUCUUGUGUAUUCUUCCACAAUAUCCAGGCCCACCAGGGACUCCGAGGGCACCUCCAAGGAGGCAUCCACCAUGAAGAGUCCCUCCCUCCCAUCUGAGGCCCCCACCACCCUGACUGUGCCUGACAUGCUGGCUCACAGUGGGCCCCCUGGCGAAUGGAUGGAGCCCAGCACCCAUCACCCCAAGGCUACCACAGAUGGUGGGGAGAAUAUGGAUGAGGAUUCCAUGUCCAAACAAAGUGACAACGGCACCGAUGGGCAAAAGCUGCUUUUGUUCUAUAUCCUGGGCACAGUGGUAGCCAUCUUACUCUUACUGGCUCUGGCUCUUGGACUUCUGGUCUAUCGCAAGCGGAAAGCAAAGAGGGAGGAGGAGAAGGAGAAAAAGCCUCAGAACGCUGCUGACAGCUACUCCUGGGCUCCAGAGCGGGCUGAGAACAGGGCCUUGGAGAAUCAGUACAGUCCAACGCCAGGGACGGACUGCUGAAAGGUGAGGCAGCCCCAGGGACACUGCCAGUUGGCCAUCACCAUCCUCAGAGCUUUCCACACCCCAUCGGAAGGGGCGACCCACAUCCUUCCCAAAGACUGGACUGGAAUCUUAGCAAACAGUGGUAAACAUUCUUAAAAGCCUAGCACCUUGGAAUAUACAGGUAUUUUCUACUUGUGCGUGGUAAUCCUGAAGUAGAAGCAAUGGGUUGGGAUGUGAUUUCGGGAAUUUUGUGGAUGUUAACAAUUCUUACUUUCCCUUUGCAAAUUCAAAUGUGACCAAUUUCACAUUUCCCACUGAUUCUGGAUGAGGGAGUUACAAAUCAGGUGCUAAUGGGGCUCCUUCUAAACUGCUUCCCUGCUCGCUUGAACAUCUGAGGAGAAAAGGCUGUCUGCUAAUGAUAAUUAGUGUUGAAAUGAUUUGUUCCUCUUGGUAUAACAGAGACUAAAUCAUUGUUUAAUGAUGUAAAAAGUUUUUCUUUUCUUUUUUUGUCAAAAGGAACAUAUUGAGGACUGGAAACAUUUCUUUACAUUUGCAUUCAUGUAUUUUCCCAUCACAAGCCCUGAUAAGCUUGACCUUGUUGAAAUCCUCCAGAAUGACCAUAGUACCCUGGACUGCUCAAGUAGCAAGGAUGCUGGAAGUUUACAAAUUGCAUUUCCUAGUUCUUAACAUUGCUAAUAGUUUUGGGUUUCUUUGCAAGUGAAGUCUGGAAAGUGUGGGAGAAGGAUGAAGGGAGUUGAAAGUGUUUUUGAAAGCCAGUAAUCCAAAGAGCUGGAGAGAGAGGCCUGGGGUUUGUUUCACAAAUACUUGAAUCAAUCCAUCUAAAUGCACUUGUGUUAACACACACUAUUGAUGAGGUGAACACGCACAAGGAGAAAAGUCAGAGUCGUCUCUCCUAUGCCACCUGCCUUCCCUGCAUUGUGCUCUGGAUUUAAAUGCUCUGAUUGUAGAUGGAUGAAGCCCCUAGAAGUCUCUCAUUCUGACUGUUAACACUGUAUGAGGGAGAUGAGAUGCUGAGCUUUGAAAGCUGGCAUCAUAAAGCAUUUUAACACAGCUCACAGUUGGUAUUGCUUCCUGAGGGCAUGAUUCCUGAUUUGUGGCUAUAGCUUGCAACCAGGUCAGGGACCAGACAGGAGGGACGCUGGCCCUGUGCUGCUUAAAGAACAUUUGUCAUAUUUUUCUCUUGUUCUUAAAAAAGCGGGGGAGAAGAGAAGGGUAGAGAAAAAGAAUAAUUCAAAUCUUUUGCAACCAUAAAAACUGCUUGAAGCAAUUUUAAUUUAUAUCCUCCUUUUAAAAUGCUUGCUUGUGAAGAUUUCCCCUCCUGAGGUAGUGGUGGAGAGCACUACCUUCUCAUGUGGUUCUGCCUGGGUCACUGGAAAGUAGCCGUGGGAUUCACUGAUGAUCAGAGCUUUUUUUUUCUUUUUUUUUACUUUAUAUUAGAGGAGUUUUAAUUUUUUUUAAUAUAAUUUAUUGUCAAAUUGGUUUCCAUACAACACCCAGCGCUCAUCCCAACAAGCGCUCUCCUCUCUGCCCACAACCGCUUGAGUAGCACCAGGAGGACUCAGGUCACCUGCAGGCUUUUUGCUGUCACCACGCAGAACAGAUUAGGAAUGUGUUUCCUUCCGGGGAUUCCCAAGUCUGCCUCUCAAAACCAGGGUGCCCUAUUGUUUCUGGCUUUGCCUUAGAAACACAUCUGUUCCAGAGGCGGACACCUGGGGCAGGAAUAGCUGCCAGGUGAAUGGCUGGCCCUCAGAGUUAAGUAAAUAUCCUUUUGCCAAUAUUGAAAUGUAAAUUCUAUAGUUUAGAUUUUUUUUUCUUUUUUUUUUUUUUGGAAAAAGAGUAACUGAAGGAGUGAGUAUACAGAAAGAUGAAGGUUUUGGAGGACUUAGCAAGGUGUUUGGAACUUUGCUUUUAAAAGACAUCUAAUAUUAUUUAGAUUUCAGUUGAAAUACUGGCGUGUAACACUCAGGAGACAAAGGCUUAUAUCCACUAGCCCCAGGAUCCUUGGCUGUCUGUUGUGUGGGAACCAACCACACCGCUAUUCAGAGCUGGCCAGAGGCAUUGCUGACAAUAUGUGCACUUACUUGAACUAACUGCAAAUUCAACAGCUUUGCCUCCAGGCUUUUACAGUUCUACCCUUAUCACUAGGGGAAAGAAGACAUUCCUAUUUAGGCUUCCCCUAAGUCCCUCUGAGGGCCUGUGGGACCUUGUACUGGCUGAGGUCCCCAAACAUGCUCUCUCAUUUUUACGGAGUCUGACUUCUUCUACUGCCCAGCCCCAUUUUUGACUUUUGUGUUCAAAUCCCUCUGUGCGUGGGAAUGUGAAGCCCUAUCCCUGAUGGCAGGCAGACCGCAGAUACCCACUGUGAAACACACAAGGGGAGAAAUGGACCAAUAAAUAAUUCCCCAAAUCCCCUCUAGCAGAAUCAGUCCAUUCGUGAGCAGAUGAGCCCUACCUUCUCUCCCGGAAGCUCCAACCAGUGGCCAAGAUCCCUGAAUUGGAUGACCUUAUCUGAUGAAAACCACUGGCCUCAAACAAAUACUGUUCUCCCCUUUGAUACUGCUGCCAUUUUGUAUGAGGGAUGUGAACUACUGUUUGGGGAGAUGGGGACCCAGCAGUGGAUGAACCACUGGCCACGUGGCCAUUGACAAACUAGUUGUCGGCAAACUGUCCAUUUAUAUAUACAGAAGCUCCCCGGGUGGCUCGGCCACGACACAGCCUGGGAAAUGGAGGGGUUGAAGCAUGGGAGAGGUAGACUCUGCUGUGCACAGACUCUUCCAACUGUGUGCCUGGGCUGGGCUGGGGCAGACUGAGGGCUGUUCUGUCCCUGACCUGCAGAGCAGCAGAACGGCCAGGGUGAUGGGGAAAGGGUGACAGGUCCAUUCGGCAACAGGCUUAAAGACAAUGGAUACUUUUGCCCAAAUAGAAUUUCCCAUAGUUCAAUAAUUCUAGGAUGCUCUUGGACAAUUUAUAUUAGGAAGAAACUCACCCUCUCCCCUCUAUCCAUCUCCCAAGGAAGAUAAUUGAAAGGGAGAAUGACUCCUAAAACAUGCAGCCCACUAUGUUCAUUCCCGAACUUAGAGAUAAUCACUGCUCUUUUUUCUUGUUCAUUUGAACAUGUGAUGCUGGACAAGCCUCGCUCCAGAAUCUGAGGAGUGUAAAAGCAAAGGUGGGGCAAUUAUCUGAAAAUGCCUUUGAAAGAGUUGGACCCAGUGAGGUCUUUUGUAGGAUGCACCCACCCCUGCUCAACAUCGUGACCUUGAGGCAAAAGAUGGCCUUGCAGGUGUCCCUUUGGUUCACCCACAUGCCUGAUCAUCAUAAUUGUGGCAUCUGGCACCACACAUCCACAUCGUGUUUUCCCUUCAGCAUCAAGUGGGUGACUUAAGUGGGUUCUGCCUUAAGAACGGGAGGGAUGCAGGCUAACAUCCUGUCCAUGAUUAGACAAAAAGGUGGAAUAAAAAGUUAAACAUGUAUGUGAGCGUUGUAUGUGCACAGUACAGGAAGAAUUAGGUUGGAAAUGAAUCUCUGUCCCUGAAACACACACAUGUGUGUUACUAUUCUUAUGUUUCAGUCAGGAGCCCCUGUUUGAACUCAUUCUGGUGGCACCUGCACUUUUAUCACUGAACGUUACCUUUGGAAAAUAUAGAUGUGAUCAUUAGCUGAUUUUAUUCCAACCCUCUUUCCCAUAAACGUUUCUGUGAAAACCGAGAACAGAGGAGUUUUGAUUCCCAAAAAUGUACUACAUUCAAAGUAAUGCAUUUUUAAAAGCAAAUAUAGGACAGCCUUUUCCUAUUAUUUUUCUCCUUAGCUUCUCCAUUGUCUAAAUCAGGAAAACAGGAAAGCAUGGCUUUCUAGCAGCUGCAAAAUGGUGUAAUGUCCCCUCCAUGUUUCCAUCACCUUAAACAAUAGAUUAGCAUGGGAAUCCGAGAUAUGAUCCUUGAAAACAUCUGUCCCUGUCUGGCUGCAAAACCUACUGCUUAUAGCCAUGUGGUUUGUGGCAUUUGUCAACCAAAACAAACAAACAAAAAAGCCGAUAAUCAGAAUUCUCCACAUAUUCUGUAAUCAAAUACCAUAUUCUGUUCCAGAUUCCCAAAACUAAUACACGCUGAAGUGCUUUCUUAAAAAGUGAAUUGUGUUUUGACCUGUUCUUGGGGAUCAUGCGCAUCUCCUCUAGGAAAAAACUCUAGAAUAUCUUUCUCACAUUGUUCCUCUUUAUCUGCAAGGGGGCAAGCAUUUCCUUUCCACAAAUCUUGCCCACCAUUCUUCUGGACUGUGUUCUUGGUGCACAUUUGACUGAAGCUUGAAUUAGGUUGUUUGCAAGGCCUUGUUCUAUGACACUCAAUGGGACUGUAAAUGUCAGUCAUCCCUUCACAAAUGCUAGAUAAGAAUUUAGUAUUUUUAAAUCUGUGUAUUUGAAAUUUGUUCCACUAAUUCUGCCAUCGUGGGAUUUCUGUGCAGGGCGUCUUUCUGUCCUGGGCCCGACUGUUUCCCAGGCGGGGGGAGGGCAGGCUUGGCUGAUGCACAGGGCCUCGGAACUCUGAGAAACCAAGGGCCAUAUCGAGUCCGCCUCGACAAGCAGCAAGCCUGCCGUCCUUUGUGUUUUAUGUCACAUGCCUAACCUAAUAAACUCUGGACUGCA